Triticum turgidum subsp. durum (durum wheat) is the source of this 792-nucleotide messenger RNA. The record is from the annotation of a GenBank genome assembly. Lineage: Eukaryota; Viridiplantae; Streptophyta; Magnoliopsida; Poales; Poaceae.
AUGGCGGAGGCUGUUGUCGGGCAGCUGGUGCUCACGCUGGGGUGUGCGCUGGCAAAAGAGGCAGCGAUCUUUAGCGGGGCCCUGCUCGGCAAGGAAGCCUCUGCCCUCAGGGGCCUCUUCGGCAAGAUCCGUGACUCCAAGGUGGAGCUGGAGAGCAUGCAGGCCUACCUGCAGGAGGCAGAGCGGUUCAAGGACACCGACAAGACCACCGUCAUCUUUGUCGGCGCGAUCAGGGGCUUCGCCUUCCAGAUCGAGAAUGUCGUUGACGAGUUCACCUACAAGCUGGAGGACUGCAAGCAUGGAGGGUUCGCUGGCAAGAUGAAGAAGAGGCUCAAGCAUAUCAAAACCUGGCGCCGCUUGGCAGCCAAGCUCCAAGAAAUCGAUGUCAAGCUGAAAGAUGCCAAGAGGAGGAACCAGGAUUACGCCGUCACUAGCAGAUUUGCUUCUUCUGCCAGAUCGACGAAUCAAGGUCAAGCUCUUCACUUCACCAGGGAUGAGGACCUUGUGGGGAUAGAGGAGAACAGGGACAGGUUGAUACGCUGGCUGACCGUCAGCGGUGGUAGUGGUCAUGGUCUGGAGCAGAGCAACGGCAAAGUCACCACGGUGUGGGGGAUGCCUGGUGUUGGUAAAACCACUCUAGUUGCUCAUGUGUACAACACAGUAAAAGUGGAUUUCGACGCGGCGGCGUGGGUAACUGUGUCGGAGAGUUACCGUCUUGAGGAUUUGCUGAAGAAGAUUGCCACCCAGUUCGGCAUCACAGUCGACGUCGCCGACAUUGAGAUGAGAACCUAG